Molecule: messenger RNA, 360 nt
Organism: Thelazia callipaeda (thelaziosis nematode)
Lineage: Eukaryota; Metazoa; Nematoda; Chromadorea; Rhabditida; Thelaziidae
Source: the annotation of a GenBank genome assembly
AUCACCAAGUAUUUUUUUUCAAAUUAUUUCAUUAGUAAAAUAUUAUUAAACGUAACUUAUUUUCCAUGUCUAAUAAAUUUCUGCCAUUCUGAUCACCGUAAUGAACCGUGUUUCAAAUUAAUGAUUUUAAUUGGAAUUGUUGAUUUAAUAUCUAUAAAUAAUGAUUUAACGAUUACUGGAUUUUUUUCUAUUUUUGGAUACUCCUAUUGCAUGGCGCCUAUAUUUUCCAUCUUUUUUAAUUUUAUUUCACUAAAUUCAUGGUUUGUAUAUGGUUCACUGUGUAUUCUUUUAAAUUUUAUGAGAUGCUACCAAUUAUCAUCAAAUAAACUACCGGUAAAUUUAGUUUUUGUGUAUUUAUGA